UACAUUAUUCUUUGUAUGUUCUUGUUUCUUGGGGUUCAGGAUGAAGAACUGAAAGACAUCAAAGUUGAGAUUAAAGAAGAAGAGAGGUUGGUGAGUGGAGAUCAGCAGUCUAUGGAGGAGGGGGAGAAGAUUAUGGAAAGUAAACAGGAGGAAUCUUCUCUACAUAAGGACACAAAUGAACGUGUUUUAAAUAUCUUGGAGGGAGGUCCGAUGUUCUCUCAGGAUUAUAAGGCAGAAGAUGACAUCACACAACGUUCUCCAGGAGGAAAUCCCGUUACUUGGAGUACACAUCCCACACCUUACCACAUGGAGCGAUCAAUGGAUCCCUCGAAUCCUGAGGACACUUCUGACCAUUCUCAAAAUAUGACUCCUGAUAUCCAUCUGAGACCUCAGAGUGCGGAGAGAUCCACCGAUCUAUCCAAUCCUGAGGAGUCUUCUUUAUGUGAUGGAGGUCACUCUCUAUGUGAUGGAGGUCACUCUUUAUGUGAUGGAGGUCACACAGGAGAGUGCUCAUUGUCCUCUUUGGAUUGCGAGGAAUCUCACACUAACAGACCGCUCACUAAACAGCCGAGCAGUCUCUCGCACGAGAACCCCUUUUCAUGUUCCGAGUGUGGGAAGUUUUACCAUUCAAAACAAAGCCUUCUUAUGCAUCAGAGAAUUCACACAACGGAGCGCCCGUUUUCAUGUCCGGAGUGCGGCAAAUGUUUCAUAAAUAAACACCACUUUGUUGUCCACCAGAGGACUCACACGGGUGAGCGGCCCUAUUCGUGUUCAGAGUGCGGGAAAGGUUUCACUCACAUAGGAAACCUUCUUACGCACCAGAAAAUUCACACGGGUGAGCGUCCUUAUUCAUGCCCAGAGUGCGGGAAAUGUUUCACUCAGAAGGCAAGCCUUCUUAGACACCAGAGGAGUCACACGGGUGAGCGCCCCUAUUUGUGUUCAGAGUGCGGGAAACAUUUCAGCGAUAAGCAAGUACUUCUUAGGCACCAAAGAUUUCAUACAGGGAAGGGGUCGUAUUCAUGUUCACAGUGCGGGAAGUGUUUUAUUCAAAUGAAAGAACUUGAUAAACAUCGUAGAAUGGAUCACGCUAAUCUUCAGGAACCAUCCACACUACCUACAGCUCCACAUCCAGGAUCUCACUAUAUGGAGAACUCACAAGAUCCAUCUAAUCCUAAAGAACUUUCCUUAGACUAUGAAGGAGCUCACAGGGGACAGAUUUCAUUGUCCUGUUCAGUGUGUGGGAAAUGUUUCACUAGAAAGGGUGACCUUUUUAGGCAUCAGAAAAUUCACACAGGUGAGCGUCCUUAUCCAUGUUUAGAGUGUGGGAAAUGUUUCAGUGAAAAGGGGAACCUUCUUACGCACCAGAGAAUCCACACAGGUGAGUGUCCUUAUCCAUGUUUAGAGUGCGGGAAGUGUUUCAGUGAAAAGGGGAACCUUCUAAGGCACCAGAAAGUUCACACAGGUGAGCGUCCUUAUUCAUGCUCAGAGUGCGGGAAAUGUUUCUCUCAAAAAGCAAGCCUUCUUGGGCACCAGAAAAGUCACACAGGAGAACGUCCCUAUUUAUGUGUGGAGUGCGGGAAAUGUUUCACUGAUAAAAAAGUCCUUCUUAGACACCAAAAAAUUCACACAGGGGAGCGUCCUUAUUCAUGUUCAGAAUGCGGGAAAAGUUUUAUUGGGAUGGGUGAACUUCGUGUACAUGAGAGGAUUCAUACAAGGGAGAAACCCUUUUCGUGCUCAGAGUGCGGGAAAUGUUUCGCUGAGAAAAGAAGUCUUCUUAGACACCAGAAAAGCCACAUGGAUGAGCAUCCUUAUUCAUGUUGAGAUUGCGGGAAAUGUUUCACUUGAGAAAGGCCAACUUCUCCAAUGAUGGACAACAACGUGAGGAGAGUAGAUCGUCCUCCA
This is a messenger RNA of Rana temporaria (common frog), 1902 nucleotides long. RefSeq names its product gastrula zinc finger protein XlCGF26.1-like. NCBI's taxonomy places the organism in Eukaryota, Metazoa, Chordata, Amphibia, Anura, Ranidae. Gene Ontology annotation, molecular function: DNA-binding transcription factor activity, RNA polymerase II-specific; RNA polymerase II cis-regulatory region sequence-specific DNA binding. The record is from RefSeq and is a predicted model, not a curated record. Gene Ontology annotation, biological process: regulation of transcription by RNA polymerase II. The coding region runs from base 16 to 1821 and encodes 601 amino acids. The transcript has 3 exons.